Aspergillus puulaauensis is the source of this 2799-nucleotide messenger RNA. RefSeq lists its product as uncharacterized. The transcript has a single exon. NCBI's taxonomy places the organism in Eukaryota, Fungi, Ascomycota, Eurotiomycetes, Eurotiales, Aspergillaceae. The record is from RefSeq and is a predicted model, not a curated record. Gene Ontology annotation, molecular function: protein binding. The coding region runs from base 1 to 2799 and encodes 932 amino acids.
AUGGAUGGUCGUUUCGAUCGAAGAUCCCGAAUGCACAGGGCAGUCGGUACCAACCUGGUGCUGAUGCUCCUUUGCGUCCUACCGUUUGUCGGCCAUGCCUUUGCACAACUCCCAUAUACGCCUUCGAGUCUUCUAUACGCUUCACAGCGCAACGGAUCCUUCGCAUACCUCCUACGAGCGACGGAAGGUAGGACGGAGUUCAUCUCAAUAGAUGUGUCUGAAAAAGUCAACACGCGCGACUCGCCAUAUAAAGUACUGCUCGAAGGGACUCCAUUCAACAACGAGGACGAAGCAUCCGCGUACGUCCCAGUCAUUGAUCAGAAUGGUGUAAUAAAGGUAUAUGCGGGUGAAUGUCGAGACCCAGAGAGCGCGCCUCUGCUGUGGACUUUCAAAUCCGAUCCCGGGAGCUCAACAGGUAAUGGAACCUGGGAUAACUUCUCCGCCCAUGCGUCAGACGGGCAGGCAAGUUCUGUUGCCACCGGCCCAAACUUUCUGUCUGCUGGGUUCGCAUAUUCUGUUUCAAAUACGACUGAAAGCUCCUUCUUUGCUUUUGCCGGAAUGUGCCCAGACCAGAGUGACAGUAGCGAUUCUUGGACAUCUGCCGCAAACUAUUCCCAAACGCUGACGGUCUUGGAUCCUUGUGAUGAAGACCACUGUUACGAGAUAUCGAUUACCGGGGAUAGAGCGCCUCCUAUUCCGGAGGCGGGGUUCACCAUUACUCCUCUUCAGGCCACAACCGCGUACGUCGAUGAUGAGCUCCGACAACAGCAGGAUUUCCUCCUCAUUGGGGGACAUACACAAAAGGCGUUCAUCAACAUGUCUGAACUGGCUAUAUUCUCUGCGCCACAAAACAGCUGGAGCUUUGUCACUGUGGAAUCCGAGAUAGAGUGGUCGAGAACUGAUCUCGCCGUCCGCGAUACUGCUGUGAUUGAACCUCGAUCCGGCCAUACCGCGGUUUUUUCACCGGACGGAAGCAAGGUGAUCGUAUUUGGGGGCUGGGUGGGAAACACGAGCGUGGCUGCCAAACCUCAACUGGCCGUUCUAGAGAUUGGAGGGGGGUUUGUAGGAACUGGUGAAUGGUCGUGGACUGUGCCAUCUGUGGACGGAGGUCCUGAAGACCUUGGUGUUUACGGACAUGGUGCUACAAUGCUCCCGGGAGGAAUUAUGAUGAUCGCCGGCGGAUACGAAAUCUCACAACGAUCCAAAAGAACCGGCUCUGGACCGAAAGCCAACUCGCAGAUUUACCUGUAUGACACUGCCUCUGGAGCAUGGACUUCUUCAUAUGAAAAUCCGUAUUUCAGCCCAUCUCCCGAAGCCUCCGAUGGAUCAUCUUCAUCAAGUUCAAGCUCCUCUUCCUCUCGAAAAACUGGCCUGGGAGUUGGCAUAGGUCUGGGUGUCCCAGUAGCUGCCGCACUCGGAGUGCUCUUUUUCUUUUUCUGGCGACGACACGGAAUGCGCCGAAGCCGCGAUAAUGAGAUCCGCAAGCUAGCUCUGGGGGCGCAGAGAGCCCACUUUUGGGGGAGGGGAGACUCGGAGAUGGCCAGUAGUGUUCGAAAUCCCUCAAGCAGGGAUUCGUUCAACAGCGACUAUCCUUGGAGGGGGAACAACCCGCGAAGCACUGGGAAGAGACCCAAUUGGAACGACAAUGGCGAUGCAGCUGCGGAGAGAACUGGGCUGCUAGGGGAUAUUCACGUACCUAAAAAGCUCAACCGACCCGUCCUAAAUGCUGGUGUUUACCGGCCCCCAUAUGACGAGCAUAGCCGAGGCGAUACUGCUGGCAUUAUCCAUUCUAUCGACGAGCGCGAGGAGGAUGAAGCUGAUGAUGCAGAAAUAAUCCAGGCGCGCGAUACCACCAAUUCACUGUCAGGGCAAGGAUUUGUCACAGCUCGAAACACCCAGAUUGACGAUUUACGACCCCCCGGCGCUGAAUCCACAUCAGAGGUUGGUAUGAGCAGGAGUAGAAGCUUAUCACCAGAUAAAGAUGAGCGGAAUUUAUCCGGCCUUUCUGAUUCCGCAGGGUCAGAAAAUUCAGCGAAGCCAGCCGCGACCUUCAAAAACAGCUUACCAGCUUCGCAUACCAACAAAGCCUUUUUGUUCGAUAAACAUGCCGUUUCAUCUCAUCAUAGCAGAGACGCUAUUCGCAGCCAGGGUAGCUCAACAUCAACAAACUCGUCGUCCGAAAAGCGCUAUUCAUCUGAAUCCUAUUCAACUGCUCACUCAACGCUAUCACAACGUCAAGCGGAGGGUGAAUAUUUGCUUUCAGACCCAGAUAAACAUGAUUCGCCCUCAUUAGGAGGUCUGUUUAGCAGUAAACCACCAUCGCCAAUCAAGCCGAAGGCCUCUGAGUGGAUUGGGGGUAUCCGGCGAGUGCUGUCUGUAUCACGGAGGCGAGCACCCACUAACGAAGGUUCCGGUACUAUCUCUCGGGCUUCCGGGAUUGACGGUGGUGAUCCUAUCAUUGGAGCCCACACAGUUGAUUCCAAAUUCCCUCGGAGAUCUGUGAGCGCGUCGGCUGAGCUGUUCAGACGUAAGCAAGGUGCCAAAGACUGGGGCGUGGGUAACAGACUCUCGCAAGACAUGAGCUUCCAAUCCGCUCGCGCUACCCGCGAUGACUUUGGACUGGAUGGGCAUGUAGACCUUGGCGACGAGGAGUGGGAUGUUGAGGGUGCUGCUGAGGGCCGACGGGUGCAAGUAACAUUUACGGUACCAAAGGAGAAGUUGCGGGUUGUGAAUGCUUCAGCCGGUGAUUUUGAUGACCUCUCAGUGGCCUCGGUCAGCCGAAGUAACAGCUCAUCAUAG